Onychostoma macrolepis is the source of this 6820-nucleotide messenger RNA. RefSeq names its product membrane associated guanylate kinase, WW and PDZ domain containing 1a (gene magi1a). The record is from RefSeq and is a predicted model, not a curated record. Gene Ontology annotation, cellular component: cytoplasm. NCBI's taxonomy places the organism in Eukaryota, Metazoa, Chordata, Actinopteri, Cypriniformes, Cyprinidae. The transcript has 25 exons. Gene Ontology annotation, biological process: signal transduction. Bases 265 to 4977 code for a protein of 1570 amino acids. Gene Ontology annotation, molecular function: protein binding.
GAGUGUGAAGAGUGUGUUCACAAUGAACUUUCCAACAAAAAGAAACUCAAAAUAUAUAUUUAAAAAACACUUUAAACCGGUGCACUUUUUUACUUUAAACCCGGAUAGUGAUGAAAUCAUCGAAAUCAGCUCCUCUACAUAACGACGAAGCUAACUGCUGCGAGUGCGCGCGCCAGUAAGAGGCGUGGCUACUGAUAACCCUGGAGGAUCUCCAGCGGAGUCUCCGUCGCACACCUGAGGAUCCCGAGCCGCUGCUGAGGAGGGAUGGAGCCGCGGGAGAGCGCGGUGUGGCGGGGCUCCUCGGGCCGCCUGCCGCUGGAGCUGAGCGGCGGAGCGCAGAGCGGACACUUCGCCUGGGUCCGGCCGCGGAGGCCCGCUGCUCGCUGGGACAUACUGCUGGAGGUGGAGGGUCUGAGUGUGUCUGGACUGACCCACGGUGACCUGCUCGAUCUGCUGGACCACUGCGAGGAUCCUAUCAGAAUCAAAACCGCCGGAGCAGCUUGUUUCCUCAUGGAGACUAAACAAAUAUCCCCACAAGGAGAUGAUCUGCUGGUAUCAGUAUCGGUGGGACUGCGGCGCGUGAUGAGUCUCACGACUGACGGUCACUGUAUACAGCGCUCACUCAGCACUGCUUCAUCUCGGCUCGUAACCGCAGGUGGCAGGCUGAAGAGGGACUUGAGUUAUUUCUUGAGUCAGCGCUUUCAGAAGGGCUCGGCAGAUCAGCGGCUGCAGGAGAGCAUCAGAAACAACCUGCACCGCUACAGCGCUCCCUGUACGACCCGUCCUCCUCGUGACGGCGAGCUCCAUGGUGUGGACUACAACUUCCUGUCUGUGGAGGACUUCCUGGAGCUGGAGCGGAGCGGAGGACUGCUAGAGAUAGGAGCGUAUGACGGUAACUAUUAUGGGACACCCAAGCCACCCAUCCAGCCUCUCAGUAGGACAGUGAUUACCCAUGAUGCUUUGCGACACAGUUGCACUGGUUCCCAGAAGUGCUGCGAUCGCGUGAAGCAUGCAGGAGUAGAGCAGACAGCGCUGCAGGAGGAUGCAGACAUGAACAACACGUUUACAGGAGACUCCAGCCGGCCGGAGGGGCGAGACAAUGCCCCCAGCUACGUGCUGAACAACAUGGCCACCUCGCCGCCGGGCCUUCCUCCGGACCAGGACCCCCUCGGAGCGCUGCCGGACAACUGGGAGAUGGCCUACACCGAGAGCGGAGAGAUUUACUUCAUCGACCACAACACAAAGACCACCUCAUGGAUGGACCCUCGAUGUCAGGACAAACAGCCCAAACCUCUGGAGGACUGUGACGACGAUGAAGAGGGUGUACAUACAGAAGAGCUGGACAAUGAUCUUGAACUGCCUCCUGGCUGGGAGAAGAUCGACGACCCGGUGUAUGGAGUCUAUUAUGUUGAUCACAUUAACCGUAAGACGCAGUACGAGAACCCGGUUCUGGAGGCCCGGCGGCAGAAGCAGCUGGACGCACAGCAGUCGCCAGAGGACGGACGCUACAUCAGAGAAUGGAUAGAGGAGCACUCGUCCGCCGGCGCUGCGAUCGGCUCUUAUGUGCCCAGUCAUCUGGAGACAUACAGAGACCCUCAGAACAUUCCGUCGGCCCCUCAGGCCCCGGGCCCCAAGCGAGGAAAGCCGUUCUUUACCCGUAAUCCAGCUGAACUCAAGGGCUCCUUCAUAAGCACUAAGCUGCUGAAGAGCCGGCGAGGCUUCGGCUUCACUGUGGUCGGCGGCGAUGAACCGGACGAGUUCCUGCAGAUCAAGAGUCUGGUGCUGGACGGACCGGCCGCUGUGGACGGAAAGAUGGAAACAGGCGACGUCAUCGUCAGCGUGAACGACACGAUCGUGCUGGGAUACACUCACGCUCAGGUGGUGAAGAUAUUCCAGUCCAUCCCCAUCGGCUCCAUGGUCCAGCUGGAGCUGUGCCGCGGCUACCCUCUGCCCUUCGACCCCGACGACCCCAACACCAGCCUGGUGACCUCGGUGGCCAUCCUGGACAAAGAGCCCAUCAUAGUGAACAGUCAGGAGGGCUUCGAGGCCAUGCCCGGCCUGGGGCCCGGCGGCGGCGGCCCUGGGGCCCCAGAGCCCAUCUCGUUCGGCCCCGCCCUGGACAGCGCUCUGAGGGGCCCGGCUUACACCAGCGACGUGGUCACGCUGGCAUCCUCCAUAGCCACGCAGCCCGAGCUGAUCACGGUCCACAUCGAGAAGGGCGACAAGGGCUUGGGCUUCACCAUCGCAGACAGUCUGGCUGGCGGAGGGCAGAGGGUGAAGCAGGUGGUGGAUUACCCACGCUGCCGAGGGCUGAAGGAGGGCGACAUCCUGCUAGAGGUCAACAAGAGGAGCGUGCAGGGCAUGGGCCACAACCAGAUCGUGGAUCUCCUCAGCAAAUGUCCGCGAGGGAGUGAAGUUACUCUGCUGGUGCAAAGAGGAGUCCUGCAGCCCAAGAGAAGCCCCAAAGUGCUGCAGUUGGAAAGGAAGGACAGUCAGGGCAGCUCUCAGCACAGCAUUUGCAGUCACCGCAGCACACACACCGACUCGCCCGGCCGCCCGGAGCCCAUCGCGCCCCCUGACACCCUGGGGGGCCCUCCGCCGGUGCCGCCUCCUCCCACCCAGCCGCUGCCCGUCCUGCCCGCCUUUGACACCUCUGCAGCCAAUGGGACGCUCCAGAAGAAGCCGGACCCCUUCAAGAUCUGGGCGCAGUCCAGGAGCAUGUAUGAGAGCCGGGUACCAGAGUCUCAAGAACAAGACAUUUUCCUCUGGAGGAAAGACACGGGCUUUGGCUUCCGGAUCCUGGGGGGAAAUGAACCUGGAGAACCGAUCUACAUAGGGCACAUAGUGAAGUACGGCUCAGCGGAUGAGGACGGCCGUCUGCGCUCCGGAGACGAGCUCAUCUGUGUGGAUGGCACGGCGGUGGUGGGGAAGUCUCACCAGCUGGUGGUGCAGCUCAUGCAGCAGGCGGCUAAACAGGGUCACGUCAACCUCACCGUCCGCCGCAAAACCGCUUACGGAGUGUAUAAGGGCGAGGCGGACGUGCCGCCGUCCCCGGCCUCCUCUCACCACAGCAGCACGCAGGCGCCGUCGCUGACGGAGGAGAAGCGCACGCCGCAGGGCAGCCAGAACUCGCUCAACACUGUCAGCUCGGGCUCCGGCAGCACCAGCGGCAUCGGCAGCGGCGGCGGCGGCGGCUCCGGCAGCACCGUGGUCAACAUGACGCCCGCCGCCCUGCAGCCCUACGACGUGGAGAUCCAGCGCGCCGAGAACGAGGGUUUCGGCUUCGUCAUCGUGUCGUCCGUGUCGCGGCCUGACGCCGGCUCCACCUUCGCGGGGAACACGGCCAUGCCUCAUAAAAUAGGCCGGAUCAUCGAGUGCAGUCCGGCUGACCGCUGCGGGAAGCUGAAGGUGGGUGAUCGGAUCCUGGCGGUCAACGGCUGCUCCAUCACCAACAAAUCGCACUCGGACAUCGUCAACCUCAUCAAAGAGGCCGGCAACGCUGUCUCGCUGCGCAUCAUACCCGGAGACGAGACGUCAAACGCAUCGCUGCUGACCAACGCAGAGAAGAUCGCCACCAUCACCACUACACACACACCUCAGAGCAACACAGAGCCCAGCAGGAAUAACAAACCCAAACAAGCUCUGACCCAACCAGCAUCCUACAGUCAGGAGGCAGAGUAUUACUCGGUUGAUCUGGAGAGGGAGAGUAAAGGUUUCGGCUUCAGUCUGAGAGGCGGUAAGGAGUACAACAUGGAUCUGUACGUGCUGCGAUUAGCUGAGGAUGGAGCCGCUGCCAAAAACGGCAAGAUGAGGGUUGGUGAUGAAAUACUGGAGAUCAACGGUGAAAGUACGAAAAAUAUGAAGCAUUCUCGCGCCAUCGAGCUGAUCAAGACCGGAGGCAGGCGAGCUCGACUGGUGCUGAAGAGAGGAGACGGAUCCGUCCCAGAGUAUGACGGCCCAAAUGACAGCUACCCUCCCUCACCCGGGCCACAAAAUAAUUCGGAAGUGAGGGCCUUGCUGGCCAGCGGCCCCUUUCAUCAUCCGUCCAAGUCCAGCUAUACAUCAGAGCAUCACACACCAUCCCAGCCCAAGCAGCACCAACCGAAAGACAGGCAGCACGAUCCGGCGAGGGAACGCAGCACAGGACUGUAUUCCAGCGCUCCGCACCAGCCCUCCUGGAACAACCAUCCCAGCCCCUCGCCGUCCCCCGACAGCAGCAAAAACAACUCCCACCGCAAGGUCAAGAAGUCCGAGUCCGAGAGCGGCAUUGCCAAGCUCUUCAAAACGUUGAGGAAAGAGGGUGGAUUUGGGAAGAAAACCUCCCAGCAGGAUCUCCUGAGGCGAGGCCGCAAACCCUCCAUAGAUGCACAGAGUAGCGCGGGGUCUCAGGUGCGCAGCGGCUCCUUGGAUCGCUCCUCCACCCGGAAGCGCAACACCUCUCCAGACCGCCGCAGGGCCAAGUCCAUGGACCGGCGAACGACACGCUCAUAUAAAGAUCAGUCCCCUGAGCGAAGCUAUCAAGCCUCUUCCCAGGACCUGCUGUGCCAGAUCUCCACUCCAGAAAGGCUUGUCCUGCCCCAGAAAGAGCCCCAAACUCCCCGCAGGAACUACAGCAAAGAGGGCUACUUCACGUCCACCCCUGAGCGAUCCCACAAACCCACGGCCCACGCUCUCGCUCGCACACCUGAACGUGGCCUAAAGAACAGGAACGUUCUGCUCAACAGCUGUCCGUCCAGUCAAGCUGAGAGAGAGGGAUGCUUCAUCAACGGAGCUCCGGAGAGACACCUCCGCAGGAGAUCGGACAGCAGCAGCGACGGAAGUUACCUGGAAGAGAGCGCUGCUCCACAGCUUAGGGAUUAUUACAACGCACUGAAAGCCAGCGGUGCGAACGGAAGCGGCGUGGGCCUCGGCCUCGUCCAGAGCUCUCCGAGCAAGAGACGGCUUUACAAGGAGAACCACGCAGACCUCAGCAUCUGAGCUCCACAGGGCUGAGCUUCACUGCAGCGGAACUAUGCUUCUUUUUCUAGUUUGUUUUUAUAUGUUGUGUUGCGAGUGAGAUCCAUGUUUUGUUAAAAGACACAGACUUUUCUUUUCUUUUUUUCCAAAAUGCGUCUACUUUGCGUGUCCUCUUUUCUCCAAAUUGAGAUUUACUGAACCAGAGCACAAGCAUUCAACGUUUGUUUCUUUGUUUGUACAUUUUAAUAGACGUGUGGCGAAACCUGAACUCAGACAAUGAUGCUACUGUUUAAUUGAGUAAUAUAUAUUUAAGCUGUAUAUUUAUUUUGAAAAACUGAAAUGUAACUCGAUGGGAUGUCCAGAUGAAAAAAAAGCAUCAUUCAGUCUCGGUCUGCUGUAUAAUAUCUGACUUUGUUAGUCCUAAAACUGCACUGGACUGAGGCACGAGCCGCCCAUUAGCAAAAAAAGAGGGAAAAAAUGAAAGUGGAAAAAUAUUAUGUUGUGGCACAAAUUAGUUUUUUGUUUUUUUCUUCUUCCAUAAUCACCAGAACUUAGUCUAAACUAAAGGCACAUAUGCACAAUUAAGCUUAAAGCAAGUUAUUUUAGGAAUGAAUCGGACGCUUUUUUGAAAAGUGACUUAAAGUGCAUUCAAGCUGUAUGUCAGUGUGUUCCUUGGGAAACAAACCACAGACCAGUUGAGCUACAGGAACAUAGCUAAUACAUUAAACUAUGAAAAAACACUGGAUAUAUGAAAUGUGAGAACAUUUCUUGGUGGCCGUUCUAAUUCGCAGUCAUUUUAAGCAAAAGACUGAAGUAUUUUGAAUUGUCCCUUACGCAGCCACAUUUACCUCCAUAAAGUCAAGUACCAAAGGCGAUUGAAAUGCUCUGAACGAAUGGAAUCCCUUGACAAGCUUGUGAAAAUAAAUGUGACACAUCGACGCAGCACACAUUUUGAUCUGAAUGUAGAGUUGCAGCACAGAAGUUCCGAUCCAAAAGACUACGUCAAAACGGCACCUGACGCAAUCUGCCAAUCUGAGCCACCACUCGUUUCCCGUCAUACUCGAGAGAGAGAGAGAGAGAGAGAGAGAGAGAGAGAGAGCCACUGAGCUUCGGUGAUAUGCAGACGCAAUACGUGUUUGUUUGGGAACACAGCUGGUUCGUGCAUUUCGACAGGACCGAGAACAGGGAAUUCCUUCAGUGUCAUCUGAAUAGUACUGUAUCAAAAUGAACGUAUCAGCUGCUGUCUUUUGUACAAAUUUUAUUACUGUAUGUACUUCAAACCUGUGUAGGUAAGGAUACUGUUGCCUUUUCUCUGUACAAAAAAGAGUUUAUGAAAGAUGUCCACCUAGAAGAAGAUGCGAAUAUGUUUCUACUCUGCUCACUGGGGCUGUGGGUAACGUGUGUACUCAGAAUCAGGCGUUUGUAAAGCUGUAUUUUUCCCUCUCUCCGGGAAGGAUGGGAAACGUAUGUUUUUCAAGGAAGGGGGUUGAAUAUCUGUUGUGAUGGAUAGCCUGCUUUUUUUUCUAGAGAUCUUGUAUACUGUCUGUGGUCUCUGAAAAGUUCUAUGGAUUUUAAAUGCUUUUUUCUGUGUCGAUAAAAGCAGUACAUGUAUAUGGUCUAAUGUGUUUUUUUUUUGUUUUUUUUUAAUGAAACUAUGCAUAUAUAUAAAUAUAUAAAUUCUGCAUUGUCCAUAGCUUUAUUUGACUCAUGAAAUUACACAUAACACUAGUCUAAGUUCAAGUAGAUGUGGACUUACACAGUAAAGCUUUUUUCUUCUUGUUUGGAUGGAUCACAAUGUAUAUGUAGCUAUCAAAAAGAAGUCUGUGAAUGCUAUUUUUAUUAUCAAAUAAAGUUUUCCAUACAA